Molecule: messenger RNA, 2105 nt
Organism: Microtus oregoni (creeping vole)
Lineage: Eukaryota; Metazoa; Chordata; Mammalia; Rodentia; Cricetidae
Product: charged multivesicular body protein 4c
Exons: 5
Coding region: 74-772 (232 amino acids)
Biological process (GO): late endosome to vacuole transport via multivesicular body sorting pathway; vesicle budding from membrane
Cellular component (GO): ESCRT III complex; multivesicular body; cytoplasmic side of plasma membrane
Source: RefSeq, a predicted model, not a curated record
GGAGCGCGGCCGGCUGGGUGUGUGGCUCACCUGUCUCCAGCGCACAGGGCCGCUCGCCCCCCACUGCCCAGCCAUGAGCAAGUUGGGCAAGUUAUUUCGAGGGACCCGCUCCUCUCGGGCUCGCGCGGCUCCCAGCCCCCAGGAGGCUCUGGCCCGCCUCAGGGAGACCGAGGAGAUGCUGGCCAAGAAGCAGGAGUACCUGGAGAGCCGAAUCCAGAGGGAGCUCGCCCUAGCCAAGAAGCACGGCUCCCAGAACAAACGAGCUGCCUUGCAGGCGUUGAAAAGGAAGAAGAGGUUUGAGAAGCAGCUCUCGCAGGUUGAUGGCACCCUGUCCACCAUUGAGUUCCAGCGGGAAGCGCUAGAGAACUCGCACACCAACACUGAGGUCUUACGGAACAUGGGCUUUGCAGCCAAGGCAAUGAAAGCUGUUCAUGAAAACAUGGAUCUGAACAAAAUUGAUGACUUGAUGCAGGAUAUCACCGAGCAGCAGGACAUUGCCCAGGAAAUCUCAGAAGCGUUUUCUCAAAGGGUUCAGUUUGCCGAUGGCUUUGAUGAGGAUGAGCUACUGGCAGAACUUGAGGAACUGGAGCAGGAAGAAUUAAAUAAGAAGAUGACAAAGAUGCAGCUUCCGAAUGUGCCGGCCUCUUCCCUCCCCUCACAGCCCAGUAGGAAGCCCAGCAUGCCCUCCAGUGCACACCGAUCUCGAACAGCGUCGUCCAGGAGGACAGAGGACGAUGACGACUUCCAGCAGCUGGCAGCUUGGGCUACUUAAGCUAAAAUGGGAACCUCUGACACCUAAAUUAUUGAACUACACAUAAGACAUAAAUGCUUUUGCAAAGCUUAGAAGAUAGCAGUUACCUGUUUUAUGAAUUGCUGUCUUUUACAAAGCAGUUAAGUCAUGUGUAGACACGUCAGGCAUGGAAAGGGGCUGGUAGCAUCAUAGAAGACCCUUCCAGACUGAUGGAGUGGGGGCUAUCUGCUUUAUUCUCUACUGUAUUUUAGUUCUGGUACAAAUUGAUUCUUUGUGUAUAUGUAUUGAAAGAAAACUGAUUCUAUUGAUUUAAUACAUAUUCCAGCUUGUAAGUCAUCCUCGAGCGAUACCUAGGGUAACUGGGGGCGAUGUCUAUGCAAAUACAAGGCUGCUGUGGUCCAGGUCACCCACAGUAAAUGUAAAUACAGUUCUAGAACGGGUCUGAAGAGAAGUCCUUAGUGAGUCUAUAUAUACAGUUUCAAUUGAGUCUCAGGGUUGGAAAUCUUCGCGGAGCUUGAAUUGACAUUUAUUAUGCAGGUUGAGCUUUGAGUGGGGGCGAUGCGUCGCCCCAAAUGUCUGACUGCACAAGCAGUUUAGCCUGCUCACCAGGGCUCUCCGGGGUGGGAUUCAGCCACUUAGAAAGCCAAGUGAACACAGGCCGCCAUGCUGCUGCUGGGAUGCCCAUUGCUUCCUGUUGUGUGUUCUCCUGUGCACUAGCAAAACGAAACAAUGCUUCACAGCAUGCGCCUUAUAAAAAUACUAAAAUACUGGCAAUUAAAAAUAUAUCUGGAGUAAAAUUUUGCUCAUAAUUAUGGUUAAAUGAAGAUAAAUUAUAAACUUAGGUAUCUCGCAUGCCAUAUCAGACGGUAAAAUGACAAGCACCACCAUGCGAGGUUUUCUGAUGCCCUCUGCACUCCUUUGAGCAACGCUGUGGCACGGAGGAGCACGGAGGAGGAGCACCGCCGCGGCCGCAUCUCUGAGCCCUUGUUCCGGCUCAGUGGUCCCAUUCUGCAGCAGGUGUUUGGCACUUGUUCUUUCUCUUGGCAUUUUUCCUGCCCUGCCCAACACACACACCAAAUCUUCCUCAUUCUUUAAAUUCUGGCUAAAAUAUUCCAUCUUGGGAAACUUUAAAUUUUUUUUUCCAGACUAUAUGCUUGCUUUUAUAGCACUCAGCUUUCUGUGGUGGCAUUGUCCAUGCUCUCUCUCAACACUUAACCUGAGUGCAUCCCCCUGUUGGACUGUGGUAGGGUGAAGGACGAGACUGCUUUAAAUAGUGAAUUUUCAGGUCUCUUCACAAUCUCACAUAUACCCGAGGCAAGUCUUUCAGCAUUGACUCGGUGCCAGCAGCUGACAG